This is a messenger RNA of Austrofundulus limnaeus, 2852 nucleotides long. Its product is annotated as synaptotagmin-9. Lineage: Eukaryota; Metazoa; Chordata; Actinopteri; Cyprinodontiformes; Rivulidae. Gene Ontology annotation, molecular function: SNARE binding; calcium-dependent phospholipid binding; phosphatidylserine binding. Gene Ontology annotation, cellular component: exocytic vesicle; plasma membrane; dense core granule. Gene Ontology annotation, biological process: calcium-ion regulated exocytosis. The record is from RefSeq and is a predicted model, not a curated record.
AUGUGUCGGUGAGUCUGUUGUCCCUGCUGGUCACCACCUGUGGUCUGGCGCUCUUCAGCGUCUCCCUCUUCGUGUCAUGGAAGCUGUGCUGGGUGCCGCUGAGCGGCCGCUUCCUCCCGGAUGUCCUGAAGGGGGCGCACUUCCUGGUAGGAGACCAACAACCUGUCCUCACCGAGGUGGAUGGGGAGGAAAGGGAGUACAGUGAGGAUGGCUGUGCAAAGGAGCCCCCGGGCCCCCUGUCGGCUGUGGCUGUUCCAGAAUCAGCCCUAAAGAUAAGCCACACAUCGCCCGACAUCCCACUGGAGACGCAGACUAAGUUGGAGAAAAACCAGGUCCACACUCUAGCCAGGGACCGGGUUCAGAGGCAGAUUACUGAGCCGACAUCAUCUGUACGGCACAACUCCAUUCGCCGUCAGAUGAAUCUGUCCAAUCCUGACUUCAACCCCGCUCAGUUCCAGCGCCAGGACUCCCUGUCAGGUUUGGGCCGGAUCAAGCCCGAGCUGUACAAGCAGCGGUCCGUGGACGCAGAAGACGGCCGUCGGACCAACAGCUGCGGCCGCCUUUACUUCAUCCUGAAAUUUGACUUCGAUCUGGAGCAGCUGAUCGUGAAGAUCCACAAGGCCCAGGACCUGCCCGCCAAGGACUUCUCAGGGACCUCCGACCCUUACGUCAAGAUCUACCUGCUGCCCGACCGCAAGAACAAGCACCAGACCAAGGUGCACCGCAAAACUCUCAACCCGGUGUUUGACGAGGUGUUUCUUUUCCCCGUGGCGUACUCGGAGCUGUCGAACCGUAAACUGCACUUCAGCGUCUACGACUUUGACAGGUUCUCUCGCCAUGAUUUGAUAGGCCAAGUGGUGGUGGACAACUUCCUGGAUUUGGCAGACUUUCCGCGGGAGACGAAGCUGUGCCGGGACAUACAGUAUGUGACUUCGGACAACGUGGAUCUCGGAGAGCUCAUGUUCUCGUUGUGUUAUCUCCCCACCGCUGGCAGACUUACAAUCACCAUAAUUAAAGCAAGAAAUCUGAAAGCCAUGGACAUCACCGGAGCCUCAGAUCCAUACGUGAAAGUGUCCCUUAUGUGUGAAGGAAGGAGGUUGAAGAAAAGAAAGACUUCAACCAAGCGAAACACCCUGAACCCGGUGUACAAUGAAGCCAUCGUGUUUGAUGUUCCUCCUGAGAACAUCGAUCAGAUCAGCCUGCUCAUAGCCGUCAUGGAUUACGAUCGGGUCGGACACAAUGAGGUGAUAGGUGUCUGCCGGGUUGGCAACGAGGCCGAAAGUUUGGGGCGGGACCACUGGAACGAGAUGCUGUCGUACCCCCGGAAACCCAUCGCUCACUGGCACCCACUCGUAGAGUGGCUCGGACAGGGAGCGACAGUGACGGGAAGCCAAGGAGGAUCCACCAACUCCCUGAAGGCACCUUCAUCACCAUGAUCACAAUCACGCAGACACAGAUCAGAGGCCUCAGGGUGGUGAAAUGUUGGUCCGUGUGGAUAGUAAAUCAUUUAAAGGUGUGACUAACCAGUGAUAAGUAGCUAUAGGUAUUAACUAAAACUGACUUGUCAUUAGAUUAAAGUAAGUUUUAACAAGUCGAGACUCCUGAGAAGGCGAAUCCCCACUUUUCUAUGUCCGUUUGUGUCUUCACAACUAAAAUCUAAGUAACAUUCCAACUGAACCACCACAAUGGUCUUAUUUGUCAUAUCAUUCUGUUAUUGACUGUAUUAACAAAAUGAAAUUAUCUUACUUAUUUAUGUUGUUUUUUUCUUUUCUUUUUUUGUUUUUCUUUGUACUUUUGUGACUUGCUCUUUGUGGACCAAAAUGACUUCUUUUUAGGUAAAAGUGUAGAGCUUCAACUGUUAUUUUGUGUGACUGGUUUGUUUUUUAAUGGCCAAGUGUUAAAAUAACAUUUUAAAAUUUUAAAUAAUAAAAAAAGAGCCAGGAAACAAAUAUAGAAGUAAGAACGUGUUGUUCGGAUCAAUAAAGUUCAAAUCUUAGUACGUUUGUUAAACUGCUGUGAGGAGUACUUAUACUGUACACAGCAUAUCGUAGAGGUAAACAGACAAGUAAACUACCUUGGUUGGUAGUAAUACAAAACACAGCCCAGUACGUAUACCGUACAUAGCAGGUAUAUACUAUGAACGUGCUGAAUACUUACAGGGUAUGAAUCUGGUAUUUGACAAGUACCAAAUGCUUCUCACUUAAUAUGUACUGGGUACUUACAAAGUAUGGACCCAUUAAUUACAUGGUACGUACAGGUUACAUACCAGGUUCUUACAGAGUACAUACCUGAUACUUACAAGGUAUAAACUGGGUAUAUACCUGGCAUGUACUUGGUGUUUACAACGUAUGUAUUGCAUAAGAAUGCUCCUGGUAAGUCCUGUGUAUUUACAGAGGACAUUACUAUUACAAACAUAAAAAAUCUAUACCUGGUAGUUGACAAACAAAUACCUGGUAUGGUAUUUCCGUACUUUGCAUUAUUGUGGUAAUUGCCUGAUAGGCACAGAGUAACUUGGUACUUCAUAAUACAUAAUUUUGGAUCCUCGUAGGUAUCAGGUAUCUACCAGGCACCAGGUAGGCGUCGAAGUUACAUACUUUGUAAGUACUACAUAUGUAUCCCUGUAAGUACAACAUACAACCUGGUAAAUAAAUACCCUGAAAGUACUGGUCUGUACUGAGCAUUGCUACCAUUGGUUUGACCUCAGAGGAGAACUUUCUGCUGAACGUUUGAUGUGAUGAAGAUUUGCAGGACUGUGUGAAACAGCUGACAGAUUAUUCUUUUAUUAAGUGCAUGUUAACUUGUCAUACUUUGUUUACAGGCUCUGGUUCAAAUAAAGUAAAUACAAACAUAAA